This is a messenger RNA of Rhizophagus irregularis DAOM 181602=DAOM 197198, 405 nucleotides long. The record is from RefSeq and is a predicted model, not a curated record. Lineage: Eukaryota; Fungi; Glomeromycota; Glomeromycetes; Glomerales; Glomeraceae.
AUGCCAUUAUUGGAAUUUAACAGCUCAAAUAUAAAAAGUUUGGAAGAACUUAAUAAUGAACCUUCACAAACAGUUGAUAGAGUAAUACAACAAAAAAGUGAUGUAGAACAAGAAACUGAUCAAGAAGUUUCACAAGUUAAAGAUCAUGGUAACAAGCAUAAAGCAACACAUAAUAAUGAAAAACAAAAAGAAACUUCUCAAGUAAUACGUUCUAGUUGCAAGUGUAACGUAAUACAACAAAAAGGUGAUGAAGAACGAGAAACUGAUGAACAUGAAGAUGAUCAAGAGGCUCCUCAACAAGAAGAAAUCCUUCAAGUAAGACGUUCUAAUCGUAAAUGUAAUAUAACACAACAAAAAAAUGAUGAUAAUAAACAAGAAUAUAAUAAGAAGCAACGUAAAAAAUAG